Gasterosteus aculeatus aculeatus (three-spined stickleback) is the source of this 1725-nucleotide messenger RNA. NCBI's taxonomy places the organism in Eukaryota, Metazoa, Chordata, Actinopteri, Perciformes, Gasterosteidae. The record is from RefSeq and is a predicted model, not a curated record.
GGACCAGGACGAUCACCCGACCCCUUAAGGUACAACCCAAAACUCCUCAGCGGGCCACUAGAGCCCCUUUAGAGGACCAUAGAACCUCCUAACCGGCCAGUAAAACAUCUUCAAGAACCUGUGGAACCUUUCUAAGUCCUGCCAGUAUGACCCAUAAUAGGCAGAGAACGUAUUUGUUGUAUUGAUGUGAUAUUCCAUCAAUGUUCUAUUGAGGUUCCGUGUUGUUGUCCAGGGGAUCCCCACCCUCCUGAUGGCUGCCGGGAGCUUUGAUGACAUUCUGGCCAUAACCGGGUUCUCCACCUGCCUGGGAAUCGCCUUCUCCACAGGCUCCACGUGGAUGAACAUACUGAAGGGCCUCCUGGAGGUGGUGGGGGGGGUCAUCGCCGGGCUGAUUCUGGGUCUGUUCCUGUGCUGCUUCCCCAGUAAAGACCAGGAGGAUCUGGUGGUGAGGAGGACUCUCAUGUUGUUGGGUCUGUCCAUAUUUUCGGUCUUCUUCAGUCAUGUCAUUGGCUUCGCCGGAGCCGGUGGUCUCUGCACGUUGGUUCUGGCCUUCCUGGCUGCGCUGGGAUGGAAGACCGACAAGGCCCCGGUGGCAGCCAUGGUGGGGACGUCUUGGGACGUGUUCCAGCCGCUCCUCUUCGGGUUGAUUGGAGCGGAGAUCACCAUUGCAACCCUCAGCCCCAGCACCGUGGGUCUCGGUCUGGCCUGCAUCAGUAUUGGUCUGGUGGUCCGCCUGCUCGUCACCUUCUUACUGGUUCAUUACGGAGGAUUUAACCUGAAGGAGAAACUCUUCAUCUCUGUCGCAUGGCUGCCCAAAGCCACCGUACAGGCUGCUAUUGGCUCCAAGGCCUUGGACUUGGCGAGAGAGGAAGGGGAUGAGACCUUGAUUAAGUUCGGUUUGGAGGUGCUAACGUUAGCCGUAUUAGCCAUCCUGACCACGGCUCCCAUUGGGGCGCUGGGUAUCGGACUGGCAGGGCCACGCCUCCUGUCCCGGCAGGUCAAAGCAGAUGACACGGAAGGCGGAGUCAUGACUCCACACAGCUACGGGAUUGGUCAAGAAAAGGACUGCGUGACCCUCGAGAGCAAGCUGUGAUACUCAACACGCUAAAACCUUCUGUGCACAGAUGUUUAAGAUGUGUGUACUUUCUUUCAUGUGCUGAUGUGCUUGUACUGUUACUACUGCGUAAAUGUUCAGCUAGUCAAGUGUUACGUCCUUCGUAAGUACUUCAACCUCAUUUGUUUAACACAUAAGAAGUUAUUUCUCUAAAUCAUUAAAAAUAUCUUUGUUAAAAUAACAAGAUAUGAAGUGAAACAGACGUUCUUCCAACGUCCAACAAUAGCGAGUGACAUUAUUUAAACUGAUGCCAGAAGAAGAAACACACAUUCAGGGACAGAGUAUUUAUAUUAAAGCUACGAGAGGCUGUACUUUAUCGUCAACAAAGUUAUUGUCCAAGGGUGAAACAUUGACAAAGAAGUACUUAUAACGCUGAAUGUCUCUGAUAACCGUAGAUGUCAGCGACAUUAUAAAUAGUAACAGUCGGCCCGUCCCGUGGCUAGAGACCAGUCCAGGGGGACCAGUCCAGGGGGACCAGUCCAGGGGGGACAGACUCCAGCCCUUCUGCCACCUCUAAGGAGAAGCUGUAUAGAAGAUCAGAUAUUAAAACCCUCACUCAAAUAAAGCUUCUUUUUCUUUGGUGUUUAUUAAAAUAUGUCUCUUGUAUUUGA